This is a messenger RNA of Amyelois transitella, 1395 nucleotides long. Its product is annotated as juvenile hormone esterase-like. The transcript has 5 exons. The record is from RefSeq and is a predicted model, not a curated record. The coding region runs from base 1 to 1395 and encodes 464 amino acids. Lineage: Eukaryota; Metazoa; Arthropoda; Insecta; Lepidoptera; Pyralidae.
AUGUUUUGCUCCUGUAAGAGUAAUCCCACGGUUACUGUCAAAGAAGGUACCUUGAGAGGGUCUAUAAAUAACUUACUGGAUGGAGGAAUAUAUUAUAGUUUCAAAGGGAUACCUUAUGCACGGCCGCCCUUAGGAGAACUAAGAUUCAAGGAUCCACUGCCACCACAAGCAUGGAUUCAUGAAUACGAUGCUACUAAACACGGUGCCAUAUGUGUACAAUUUGACGCUAUACGAGAAAAUAUUACAAAAGGAAGUGAAGACUGCCUGUUUCUUAACAUUUACACUAAAUAUUUGAAAACUAACUCAAAGUUUCCUGUGAUGGUAUACAUUCAUGGUGGGACUUUUAUGUUAGGAAAUGGAAAUUCAGAUCUGUAUGGCCCUGAAUUUUUACUGCAACAUGACGUUUUAGUAGCAACCAUUAAUUACAGACUGGAAGCAUUUGGGUUCUUAAGUCUAAAUAUACCUGAGGUACCAGGUAAUGCUGGCAUGAAAGAUCAAGUAGCUGCUUUGAAGUGGAUAAAAAAAAACAUUGCUCGAUUUGGCGGUGACCCAGAUAAUAUAACAAUAUUUGGUGAGAGUUCUGGUGCCGCUUCUGUGACUUUACAUUUAAUGUCGCCUAUGUCAAAAGGGUUAUUCCACAAGGCUAUAGCACAAAGUGGUACUUCCUUAAGUGAUAUAACUGCUUUUGGUAAAUAUGGUAAAAAAACUAUUUGUAAAGUCAGCACAGCCCUUAAUAUAGAGGCUAGAAAUAAAAAUGAAUAUCUUCAGAUAUUACAAAAUAUAACUGCCAAAGAUUUGGCAGGAAUUACGUAUAAACUCACAUCUGAAGACAAAAAUGGUCUAGAUACAAUAAUAUUUUUUCAUCCUACUGUGGAAAACUCAUUCAAUGGUGUAGAAGCAUUUAUGAAUGAACAAAAUAUUAUUGAUAUGCUUGUUGCACAGAAAACUAAUGCUGUACCGUUAAUGAUUGGUUAUAACUCUGCGGAAGUUUAUACUAAACAACCAGUAUACAUGUACAGAUUUAAUUAUGAUACUGAUUUAAACUACGCAAAAAUUAAAUCUGGUGGUAAAGAUAAGAAAGGUGUUGCCCACGCUGAUGAUCUGUUUUAUUUAUUUCAUAAUAAACAAAACGAUGAUGCAUACAAAACUCAAGAUAAAUUGAAAAAUAUUAUAUUCAAUUUAACAAAGAUGUGGACUGAUUUUGCCAAAACUGGGAAUCCUACACCGGACGGUAGCCUUGGCAUAACGUGGAUGCCAUUAAGUUCCGACAACCUGAUAAUGAAACUAGAAGAACCUCUAUCAUUAGGACCUAUUCCGGAUAUGGAAAGUCUGCGAUUUUGGGAUAAUUUGUAUUGCGAAGUAGGAUUACCGUGUCUUGCUUCCAUUGAAACGUGA